This is a messenger RNA of Rhineura floridana, 1303 nucleotides long. Its product is annotated as monoacylglycerol lipase ABHD6-like. NCBI's taxonomy places the organism in Eukaryota, Metazoa, Chordata, Lepidosauria, Squamata, Rhineuridae. Gene Ontology annotation, molecular function: catalytic activity. The transcript is spliced from 10 exons. The record is from RefSeq and is a predicted model, not a curated record. The coding region runs from base 201 to 1208 and encodes 335 amino acids.
CUGGGUGCAAGGAGAGAGUGGGGAAGUCGGAUUCUACUUGCCCCAAAACACACAUAUUUCUCUGAACCCAAUGCAAAGAAUUCAGCGCUGUGAGAUGCAGAUACCAACAAAUGUGACAGCAGUGAAAAGUGAGAGUGGACACCAGUGUACAACUACCCAUCUCAGGUGUACAAAGCAAAGACCCACCUUAACUAGCAAACAUGGAUCUCACUGUGAUGAAGACGAUUAUACACAUUGCUAUGGGUAUCUUAUCAACUUCCUUUCUCACAAAGUAUCAUGUGCUGCCUUCACUCAUAUUCAGAUUCAUGAUGUGGUGCAAACGUCAGAAAAGGGGUGUAAAAGUGGAAUACAUUGAUCACGAGGGCUAUAGAUUUAGUUACUUCUCCCGAGGGAAGCCUGGAUCUCGGCCAUCCAUUCUGAUGCUGCAUGGGUUCUCACUCAACAAAGACAUAUGGUUAAAUACAAUCAAACUCUUUCCUCAGGACCUCCACUUGGUUUGCCUUGACAUGCCUGGUCAUGGCAAAACCACUCGUUUGCUGGGAGAAAGUUACACAGCGGCGGCUCAGGCUGAAAGGAUACACCAGUUUGUUGAGGGCACUGGCCUGAACAAAAAGCCAUUCCACCUUGUUGGCAUGUCCAUGGGCGGAAUGGUUGCUGGCGUUUAUGCUGCUCAGUAUCCAUCAGAGAUUUGCUGCUUGUCCCUCCUUUGUCCAGCUGGUCUAAAGUAUCCAACAGAAAACCAGUUCUUCAAGCAUUUAAAAGAGCUGGUUCAGUCCAAGAACCCCGACAACACUACUCUUGUUCCAGUGAAUGAAAAGCAGGGGAAAUACUUACUCAAACUUUGCUUGCAUCGUCCCAACAUAGUAAAUACACAGAUCCUGAAGGGCUAUCUUGAUGAUCGGAGCCCACAUAAGAUGUUUUUCAUAACAUGUUUCUUAGACAUCUCCAGUGCACAGUCCAGAUACAGCCUUCAUGACAACAUGAACAAGAUCAAGGCACCAACACAGAUCAUUUGGGGACGGGAUGACAAGGUCUUUGAUUCUUCCGGAGCAGAAGUUUUGGCAACAGUAAUUCGCAACUCCCAAGUGCAUAUGCUGGAGAAAUGUGGACACUUCAUAUCACUAGAGAGACCCAAGAAAUCUGCAAAACUCAUCUUGGAAUUCUACAAUACAGUUUGUGACAAAGCAGAGAGUAAAAAGGUGGCAUAACCCUUGCUAAGGAGUCCAGCAGUUGGAGUAUUUAAAGGGACUUUCUACUCUUGAACGAAAAACAUGGAAAUGAUAUUGUAGAUGUCUGUGUGGCU